Chlorella variabilis is the source of this 1104-nucleotide messenger RNA. RefSeq lists its product as hypothetical. The coding region runs from base 1 to 1104 and encodes 367 amino acids. The transcript is spliced from 11 exons. Lineage: Eukaryota; Viridiplantae; Chlorophyta; Trebouxiophyceae; Chlorellales; Chlorellaceae. Gene Ontology annotation, biological process: transmembrane transport; monoatomic ion transport. Gene Ontology annotation, cellular component: plasma membrane; voltage-gated sodium channel complex. The record is from RefSeq and is a predicted model, not a curated record. Gene Ontology annotation, molecular function: voltage-gated sodium channel activity.
AUGCCCACCGAUUCGUUGUACGAGCGGCUGAAGCAGCGACGGCCGAUGGAGCAGCAGGAGCAGCUGCAGGAGUUGGAGGUGUUUUGGGGCGAGGAUGACCUGCAGCUGACAAUUGCAUUCGGAGAGCGGCGGAUGGAGCUGCAACGGCGGGCACAGGACGAGGAACUUCUGGAGAGGUUGAAACGGCGCGUGGCUGGGGACAAGGCGCUUGUCAUGUCUGUCAUCCUGCUGAAUUGUCUAGCGCUGGCGUUGUACCGCCCCUCUCUGGAGGCUGACAGCCGGUGGAACAGGAUUUUGGAGGAUGUGGAUGUUGCUGUCAACAUUCUUUUCACUCUCGAGAUGGUCCUCAUGGUUGUUGCAGCAGGUGGUCUUAUCGAGUACCUCAGGGGGCCAUGGAAUGUUUUUGACUUUUGCAUGGUGCUGGCUGGCUACACCGCCUUCAUCCCAGACAGUGCGUCCUCAUCCAGCAGCAGCUCCGCGUCUAGUGCCUCUGCCAUCCGCGCCUUGCGGGCGCUGAGGGCGCUGCGCCCGCUGCGCACCAUCACCCGCUUCGAGUCGCUGCGCUCCAUCGUGGUCUGCUUCCUGGAGGCAGUCCCCAUGCUUGGGAGCCUAAUUGCCCUGCUCUACUUCUUCAUGCUACUCUUUGCCAUUGCGGCGACUGUGCUGUUCCUGGAUGUCGCCUACUACUCGUGCAUGGAUGAAAACACUGGCGAAAUGCCCGAGGCGGCUGCCGGGAGCGAGAUCUGGGGCUGUGGUUCCCGCAUUUGCCCUGCCAACAUGACCUGCAUGGAACAUCCCUUGCACCCGCCGCUCAAAACUGCCGGCUUUGGGAAUGUUGGGCUGUCUCUGCUGUCCCUGUUCCAAGUGGCGACCCUGACCGGCUGGUCUACUCAGCUGUACAUGGUGAUGGAUCGUGCAGGCCCCUUUUCCUUGGUCUUUUACAUCUUGUACAUCUUGCUGCAGUGCUACUUUGUGGCGGUACGGGCACGCACCCAGCAGCACAUGGCCACACGGCGCAACGCCUUUGAGGAGCGCAUGUCUCAGCGCUCGUCGCGAGCCACCAGUGCCAGAAUUCCCGACCACCUGCAGGUGCGCGCGGAGUGA